AUGCCUGGCUUCGACUUCACAAACUACAACCGCAAUGCGGCCCUCCACGCCCGUGGCGUGCCCCUGCCCAAGGCGACAAGCACAGGAACGACCAUCGUGGGAUGCAUAUUUGACGGAGGUGUUGUCAUCGCCGCCGAUACAAGAGCAACUUCAGGCCCCAUCGUUGCCGACAAGAACUGCGAAAAGCUUCACUACAUUGCUCCUCAGAUUUGGUGCGCCGGCGCUGGCACCGCCGCUGACACCGAGUUCACCACGGCCAUCAUCUCGUCGAACCUCGAACUCCACGCCCUCUCCACAGGCCGCAAGCCCCGCGUCGUCACCUGCAUGACCAUGCUCAAGCAGCACCUCUUCCAGUACCAGGGCCACAUUGGCGCCUACCUCGUCGUCGCCGGCUGCGACCCAACAGGCACCCACCUGUUCACCGUCCACGCCCACGGCUCCACCGACAAGCUCCCCUACGUCACCAUGGGCUCCGGCUCCCUUGCCGCCAUGUCCGUCUUCGAGACGCAGUGGAAGGCCAACCUCACCCGCGAUGAGGCCGUCAAGCUCGCCAGUGACGCCAUCCAGGCCGGUAUCUUCAACGAUCUCGGCUCCGGCAGCAACGUUGACGUGGCCAUCAUCACCCAGGACAAGACGGAGCUGAAGCGCGGCUACGUCAAGCCCAACGAGCGGAGCGCCAAGCUCAAGAGCUACGCCUUCCCCAAGGGCACGACGGCUGUGCUCAACGAGAAAAUCAUCAAGAAGAACGAGAUCGGCCGCUACGUCAGCGUCACCGAGGUGACAUCUACCGGCGAGGCUAUGGAGGUCGAUUCUUAG
Verticillium dahliae VdLs.17 is the source of this 816-nucleotide messenger RNA. RefSeq names its product proteasome component PUP1. Gene Ontology annotation, molecular function: threonine-type endopeptidase activity. Bases 1 to 816 code for a protein of 271 amino acids. The transcript has 2 exons. NCBI's taxonomy places the organism in Eukaryota, Fungi, Ascomycota, Sordariomycetes, Glomerellales, Plectosphaerellaceae. The record is from RefSeq and is a predicted model, not a curated record. Gene Ontology annotation, cellular component: proteasome core complex.